AUGAUCCCAAAGGCCUAUGGGAGGAAGGAGGCCUCGGAUCCCACGGACUGUGCUGCCCUCCAUCCUGAUGCCCUCACACUCAGCUCCUUUGGGCACCCCCUCCUGAUUGUUCACUUCGUGGUUCCGGAGGCAGAUCCUGACCUGAAUGUCAGUCUUUGUCUGCAGGAAGUUGAAGAUCAUGUGGCAUUUUUAAUAACUGUGCCAACUGCCCUGGCGAUUUUCUUUGCGAUAUUCAUCCUAGUCUGCAUUGAGUCUGCAUUUAAGAAGCUGCUCCGAGUGUUCUCCUUGGUGAUAUGGAUAUGUCUUGUUGCCAUGGGAUACUUGUUCAUGUGCUUUGGAGGCACCGUCUCUGCCUGGGACCAGGUGUCCUUCUUCCUGUUCAUCGUCUUUGUGGUGUACACCAUGCUGCCCUUCAGUAUGCGAGACGCCAUCAUCGCCAGCGUCCUCACCUCCUCAUCCCACACAAUUGUGCUGAGUGCCUGCCUGUCUGCAACCCCCGGGGUCAAGGAACACCUGGUCUGGCAGAUCCUGGCCAAUGUGAUCAUUUUCAUCUGUGGGAACCUGGCCGGAGCCUACCACAAGCACCUCAUGGAACUUGCUCUGCAGCAAACGUACCAGGACACGUGCAACUGCAUCAAGUCCCGGAUCAAGUUGGAAUUCGAGAAACGUCAACAGGAGAGGCUUCUGCUGUCCCUGCUGCCAGCCCACAUAGCCAUGGAAAUGAAGGCUGAGAUCAUCCAGAGGCUCCAGGGCCCCAAAGCUGGCCAGAUGGAAAACACAAACAACUUUCACAACCUGUACGUCAAACGGCACACCAACGUGAGUAUCUUAUAUGCUGACAUCGUGGGGUUCACUCGACUGGCGAGCGACUGCUCUCCGGGGGAACUGGUCCACAUGCUCAAUGAGCUCUUCGGGAAGUUUGAUCAGAUCGCAAAGGAAAAUGAAUGCAUGAGAAUUAAAAUUUUAGGAGACUGCUAUUACUGUGUUUCCGGACUCCCUAUCUCUCUUCCUAACCAUGCCAAGAACUGUGUGAAAAUGGGAUUGGAUAUGUGUGAAGCCAUAAAGAAAGUGAGGGAUGCCACCGGGGUGGACAUCAACAUGCGCGUGGGAGUGCACUCUGGGAACGUGCUGUGUGGCGUGAUCGGCCUGCAGAAGUGGCAGUAUGACGUGUGGUCACACGAUGUCACCUUGGCCAACCACAUGGAGGCGGGAGGAGUCCCUGGGCGUGUCCACAUCUCUUCUGUGACUUUGGAACAUCUGAACGGAGCAUAUAAAGUGGAGGAGGGAGAUGGUGACAUCAGAGACCCAUAUUUAAAACAGCACCUGGUGAAAACCUACUUUGUCAUCAACCCCAAGGGAGAGCGACGGAGUCCCCAGCACCUGUUCAGGCCUCGCCACACCCUGGACGGGGCCAAGAUGAGGGCGUCUGUCCGCAUGACCCGGUACUUGGAGUCAUGGGGAGCAGCAAAGCCUUUCGCACAUCUGCAUCACAGAGACAGCAUGACCACCGAGAACGGCAAGAUCAGCACCACGGAUGUACCAAUGGGUCAGCAUAAUUUUCAGAAUCGCACCUUAAGAACCAAGUCACAAAAGAAAAGAUUUGAAGAAGAAUUAAAUGAAAGGAUGAUUCAAGCAAUCGAUGGAAUCAAUGCACAAAAGCAGUGGCUCAAGUCUGAAGACAUUCAGAGAAUCUCACUGCUUUUCUACAACAAAAUUCUAGAAAAGGAAUACCGAGCCACGGCCCUGCCGGCCUUCAAGUAUUACGUGACUUGUGCCUGCCUCAUCUUCUUCUGCAUCUUCAUCGUGCAGGUUCUCGUGUUGCCGAAAACAUCCAUCCUCGGCAUUUCCUUCGGAGCUGCGUUCCUCUCCCUGGCCUUCAUCCUUUUCGUCUGCUUCGCUGGACAGCUUUUGCAAUGCAGCAAAAAGGCCUCCGCCUCGCUCAUGUGGCUUCUGAAGUCCUCGGGCAUCAUUGCAAACCGGCCCUGGCCACGGAUCUCCCUCACUGUGGUCACCACAGCCAUCAUACUGAUCAUGGCUGUGUUCAACAUGUUUUUCUUGAGUGACUCCGAGGAGACAGUCCUUCCAACUGCCAAUGCAUCAGACACAAACUUUUCUGCCUCACCUAGCCAGGCAGCGGUUCUGCGUGCACAAAAUUUAUUUUUCCUCCCGGUAAGAAGAUCACACUCAUCAUUGCUCUUGUUGUUUUCCUGUGUGCCAUCAAUUCCUAAACUUGAGGGCCAGAAUGAUUGCUCCAAGGACAGUCUCAGGCAGAUGGCGAACUGCAAAUUAAUUCCCAUGCAUGUCUGUCUGUCGGUUUUUUUUUUUAAUAGGCCAGGCAUUUGGAAAGACCUGAAGACCAUGGGCUCCGUAUCUCUCUCUAUAUUCUUCAUCACCCUGCUUGUCCUGGGCAGACAGAAUGAAUAUUACUGUAGGUUAGACUUCUUGUGGAAGAACAAAUUCAAAAAAGAGCGGGAGGAGAUAGAGACCAUGGAGAACCUGAACCGCGUGCUGCUGGAGAACGUGCUUCCGGCACAUGUGGCAGAACACUUCCUGGCCAGGAGCCUGAAAAAUGAGGAUUUGUACCACCAGUCUUACGACUGUGUCUGCGUCAUGUUUGCCUCCAUUCCGGAUUUCAAAGAAUUCUACACAGAAUCUGAUGUGAACAAGGAGGGCUUGGAAUGCCUCCGUCUCCUGAAUGAGAUCAUCGCUGACUUUGAUGACCUGCUGUCCAAACCAAAAUUCAGUGGCGUUGAAAAGAUCAAGACCAUCGGCAGCACGUACAUGGCAGCGACGGGUCUGAGUGCCGUGCCCAGCCAGGAACACGCCCAGGAGCCUGAGCGUCAGUACAUGCACAUAGGCACCAUGGUGGAGUUCGCCUUCGCCCUGGUGGCCAAGCUGGACGCCAUCAACAAGCACUCCUUCAACGACUUCAAACUGCGAGUGGGAAUUAACCAUGGACCUGUGAUAGCCGGAGUCAUUGGUGCCCAGAAGCCACAGUAUGACAUCUGGGGCAACACCGUGAAUGUGGCCAGCAGGAUGGACAGCACUGGAAUCCUGGACAAAAUACAGGUUACAGAGGAGACCAGCCUCGCCCUGCAGACGCUCGGAUAUACAUGCACCUGUCGAGGCAUCAUCAACGUGAAGGGGAAGGGAGACCUGAAGACGUACUUUGUAAACACCGAGAUGUCGCGGUCCCUUUCCCAGAGCAACAUGGCAUCCUGAGGAGUCGCCCUCUUUGUGGCAAGGACACUCCUUUGGGGAAGGUACCACGCACUUUCCGACUGCACCUUUUGUCCCUCGUCUCCGUGUGCGUGCUCUGUCCCGUCCUCCAGAGCCUUUGCAGACUAGUUCCUGUGACCCAGUGGCAACUGUUUGGUGUCUGACGUGUGCCCAGAUCCUUCUGCCACUCGCACUGUGCUUACUCCUGAGCAAAAGGAGAAUGGAGCGUGUCCUAAGCAGAGCAUUCGCAGAACUGACAGAGAGGAGAAGUGAAGCAAACACAAAUUCUUAAGGCAAUAAAACUGGGGGGUGUAUAUUAUCUUCUGGUGCAUGUUCUUUUCUGGAAAAUAUGGUAGCUCGCCAAAUGCAUCCGCUAGUCUGAUAUCCAAACACACAGUACUUGUGAAUAAGUUGAUUCGGUUGCUCCACGUGGAGUCCGUAUUGUCACCCUGUGUCUCGUUGCCAGUGGCCACCCGUGGCUCCCAGCUGGGACCCGGGAGCAUCACCUUGCUCCGUUGUGUCUCGUGCCAGCAGCAUGUUGCCAUCCGUCACCAGAGUUAGUCCUGACCACCUAGGACAGUUUUGUACCAAACUCAUCGAUGUUUUACUGCCAUUUGUCUUUUGUAAGGUUAAUUCAUUAAAACUUUUAUGUACUUUGCUUUCUAGUGCCUGUAUCUUUUAUUUUCCUUUCUUCUUCUUUCUGCUGAAGUUCGCUCCCGAAUGAAAGUGUGUUUUCCAUCGUUCUUCCUUUGGCACACUUGUUUCAGAAAGAGCCCUCCCUGCAGAAGCCAAUAGGGAGGUGACCUUGAGUCAUUCAGUUUGGGACAAAGUUGGUGACGCACAUAAUGGCUUGAUGUUUCUAAUGCUUUGGUUUGCAUUUUGGAAUCUCUAGAGAUUCUUUGGAAAUAUAUUUUAGCAGUGAAAAGAUUCUGCACAAACUCCAGAGUCCCUCUGCCCCCUGGGCUCCUGUCUACAAUCAUACUUCCUGCGAACUAGUGGACCAGGACUCCCUGAGAAUGAUUCGGAACCAGCUGUGUAGUCAGGCAUCGGAGCAGUGUGAGCUAACCCAGAGCAGCUGCCAUUCGUCUGAGAAGGUUAAGAAGACACAGAGCUAGUGUUUAUGCUUUUGUCAACAGAAGACCUGGAGGGAAUUUUUUCUUAUCGGUCCAAUUCUAAAGUUGUUUGGUGUUUUCCCUUUUCGCGGAAAUUCCGCUUUGCCAAAUGUUGAAAAAUAGAACAAUCACAUGUAAUCUAAUAUUUAAAAGCAAAACUGCAAAUAGCCUUGUGGGGCAAACUCUGCUUCUCUUUUAGCUCAGGGCAGGCAUGUGUGAGGGGCAGAGGAUUCUGAAGUCCUGCCGGGAGCAGCUCAGGACCCAGAGAGGAAGGACUGACUGGCCGUGUGACCUGGAAGGUGCCUCUUCGCUCCUCUUAGGCGUGUUUUCCCCGAUGGCUCACGGGGUUGGGCUGUGAGUGGUGAGCUAGUGAGUGAUCAUGUCAGCCUGUUCCCAGCGGGCACACAGGCACGCGGGUGCUGCACUUGGGCCCUGACUCAGAGCUGUGUCCUUUGUCACCCAAGUGAGAAUGGAGCCUGACUUGGUCAAUUUUCUCCCUCAACUAGGAGACUUUUUAUCCUGUAGUCACAACUCGGCAUUGGUCUAAACACACCUCACUCGCCAAAAAGAGUGAUUGAAGCAACAAAAAUACUAAGAGGGCCUUUCUUCUGCCUCUCACUCAGACCUGGGCUGGAAUGCCAAAGGACUCCAGUGAGCCCAAACUGUGUGGUUUGUAAUUCACAGUGCUGCUCACCAGAAGCGCCUGGCAGGUUCUUCUCUUCAUGCACCCUAGGUCGCCUUCGGUCACCUGCUUUGGGCGACUGACCGAGUUCUCUGAAGCGAACUUGGGUCUGCAGUGAGAAGGACCGGAAAGGAGUCGAACCCCACAGUUGUACAUCAGUCUGACCAGAUGACAGAGAGCCUUGAACGCUUUGUCAACACCUGGGCCUGUGUAGCAUGGUCCCUGCCAGCAGCCCCGAGGGCACCGAGCACCGGCAGAAUGCAGACCCCGGUGGGCGCCAACUCAGAUGUCCCGCCCAGCGCCUGUCUGCUUUGGCUACCAAGUUCCCCGGGGUGACCCAGAUGUCCUGUCCAGCUCGAGAUACCUGCAUUUGACAGUGAGGGGACAGGGAGAUCUAGACCGUGUUUGAAGGGUGACAGUGCUCAGUGUUCACAGCGAGGGCGGAGUGGAAAACGGACUGUUCCGCAACAUAGAAGGAGUCACCCCUGUCAGGGGCAACUACAGUCCCCCCUGUGAGCAGCAAGUGAGGAUCCAGGGCUGACCGUGCCCCUCUGCCACCUGUACCCUGCCACAGCCCACAGGAGAAUCCCUCCAGGGCUCCUUCACCUUUAGCCUUCUUUCCUGGAAACCCCUUAAGUCCAGUUCCCUUAAAACUCCCCGGUUUUGAUCUAUCAGUGCAGAGGCAGCUAAGUCUGUUGUCAGUCUCUGUUACUCUUCUCUCCAGCUCAGUGGGCUUUCUGAAGGGAGCAACCUUUCUGGUUUUCUGUGCUCUACAUACAUCUACUUAUCAGGAAAUAUAACUGAACAAUGGUAGAAAUUUGUUCAAUGAAAACAUCCUAUUAACAUUAAAGUAUCUUCUCUUUAGCCAGGAAUGGUGGUAUAAGCCUGUAGUUGCAGCUACAUGGGAGGCUGAGGCAGGAGGAUCAUU
Molecule: messenger RNA, 5941 nt
Organism: Fukomys damarensis (Damara mole-rat)
Lineage: Eukaryota; Metazoa; Chordata; Mammalia; Rodentia; Bathyergidae
Gene: Adcy2
Product: adenylate cyclase 2
Exons: 25
Coding region: 1-3222 (1073 amino acids)
Biological process (GO): adenylate cyclase-activating G protein-coupled receptor signaling pathway; cAMP biosynthetic process; intracellular signal transduction
Cellular component (GO): plasma membrane
Molecular function (GO): adenylate cyclase activity
Source: RefSeq, a predicted model, not a curated record